AUGAACAAAUACUUACUUACAUUCAAAAACCCGUAGAUUGAGGCUAAAUAUUAAUAGACGAGUAUUGGUGAGAUUAGAAUGACAAUGUUUACGCUGAUAACUCUGGGUUUCGCAGUAGUUUUCAUUGUUAGAAUAGGACAGGGCCUAUUGUAAUAAAAUUACUUUAAUGUGUAUACUUAUAUAGCCAUGAUCUCCUAUAUAUUUCUGCAGUAUCUUUUGAGUAAGAAAUACAAACGAUUUUUGAGACCAUCCUUAAUUUUGUUGAAUCAUGCUUUCACUAUUUAUUUUUUGUUUGUCGAAGAAUCCUCUGAUUCAUUAUCAGCUCACCUUAGAGGCGUCAACCAGAUGGGAUCAAACUUUUUAAUUAUUCUGGCUGGUGAGUACAUAGAUGCAAUGUUUUCUCUUAUUUCCAUUUCAAUCAUAAGGGUCAUCAUUAUCUUCACUAAAAGCACCAGUAUAGAGUAUUCUGCAAUAUUCUCAGCCUUCAUCCUCAUCCUUUACGCAUCCAGAUAUUUAUACCAAUAUCAUAAGGCAAUCAGAUCCUAAUAUUUAUUAACAUUGGUGGAUCAAUCAUGGGAAAACAUACUGACCCAAAUUACUAAGUAAAUCCCUUACAUUUUGAUCUCUUUCGAUGAGGAGUAGUUCAAAUUCCAGAUUAUCAAAAUUUUGAAUUGCCAACGAUUAUUUAGUUCCAAUGAAGAUGCACUGAAGUUCUUAAGAGAGGCAAAACACAAUGAUUAAACUAUUGAAUAAGUGAUAUACAAUGAAAUUAAGAAUUUUAAAUAGAAUUGUGUUGAUCUGUUUAAUAAGACAAUCACAAUUUCACAUUAAAAACUCAUAAUCAAAAUUGAAUACUCUGUUUAUUUCAGUAAUAAACCAACAAUACUCCUUGUAUUUCCUUAGAUUUCUAAUCUGGUCUAGACUAACAAUGAACUUAUGCAAACAAAGUAUGAUCAAUUACUCAAUAUCAUUAUUAAGCUAUGUCAACUGAUUUAAAAAAAGAAUUUCAAUCAGGAUCAUGUGAAAAAGGUAUAAAAAAAGUUGAUGCUUAUUAAACUGAUUCAAGAUCUAAACAAUUCACAAAUCAAAGCCAAAUUUGUCAAUCUAGAUACAAUCCUUCAACAGUUAAAUCAAUUGUAUAAGUCCAAAAAAAUUACAGUUUCUAAUUAACAAUAAAUCAAGAUUAAAACGUGUCCAUCCAUUUUUAGUGUUUUUCUAAUUGCUAUGAUGGAAGCUCUUUAAUCCAAAGAAUUAUUUGUUACUAUUUAAGUUCAAAAGGAAUAAUUCGUAGAAAUGGAACUUUUAGGUAGUUUUAAUGAGUCAGAUUUAAUUUCUACUAAAAAGGUUCUGGCUUAUGAAUAUAGUUUAAUCAUGAAACAUUUAGAAAUUUCAUAAAACAAGGUCAAAUUUAAAUUAUUUUAGCAAGCCUAUGUGCCAUUCAAUCCACAAUCUUACUCACUCACUUUGUUAUGA
Paramecium tetraurelia is the source of this 1473-nucleotide messenger RNA. RefSeq lists its product as uncharacterized. The record is from RefSeq and is a predicted model, not a curated record. The transcript is spliced from 2 exons. Lineage: Eukaryota; Ciliophora; Oligohymenophorea; Peniculida; Parameciidae.